Suricata suricatta (meerkat) is the source of this 384-nucleotide messenger RNA. Its product is annotated as ubiquitin-like protein 5. Lineage: Eukaryota; Metazoa; Chordata; Mammalia; Carnivora; Herpestidae. The record is from RefSeq and is a predicted model, not a curated record. Gene Ontology annotation, cellular component: cytoplasm; nucleus. Gene Ontology annotation, biological process: mRNA splicing, via spliceosome; protein modification process. The annotation marks the transcript as partial. The transcript has 2 exons. Gene Ontology annotation, molecular function: protein tag activity.
GUUGUCUGCAAUGACAAUCUAGGGAAGAAGGUCCGCAUUAAGCGCAACACCGAUGACACCAUCGGGGACCUUAAGAAGCUAAUCCCAGCCCAAACUGGCACCCGCUGGAACAGGAUUGACCCGAAGAAGUGGUUCACGAUUUCUAAGGACCAUGUGUCUCUGGGAGACUAUGAAAUCCAUGAUGGGAGGAACCUGGAGCUUUAUUACCAAUGGAGCAGACAUCCUGCCGGCCACCUCCCUCCCGUUUCCUCUCCUGUCACCCCACCCUCGUCCCCAAGCAUCUCGGGGCCACGGUCCCCGCCCCAGCGCUUCCUCCCUCGCCUGCCGCUCAGCCCUUCGUACCAGGCACCAGCCCCGGCCACCGCAUCCUACAAACUGCUCUGA